Messenger RNA from Capsicum annuum, 3294 nucleotides. RefSeq lists its product as uncharacterized. The transcript is spliced from 18 exons. Gene Ontology annotation, cellular component: chloroplast. Bases 779 to 3040 code for a protein of 753 amino acids. The record is from RefSeq and is a predicted model, not a curated record. Gene Ontology annotation, biological process: guanosine tetraphosphate metabolic process. Lineage: Eukaryota; Viridiplantae; Streptophyta; Magnoliopsida; Solanales; Solanaceae.
UCGGAUGAAAAUUUCAAAUUUUGAUUUUUUGAGUCAUUCGGUUUGACUUUAGCCAUCAUCAAAUGAAAUUUUAAAUUUCGAGUUUUCUGAAUCGAUUCGGUUCGAUUUGAGCAUCAUUGAAUUAAAAUUUCAAAUUUCAAUUUUUUGAAUCGAUUCGGUUCGAUUUUAGCCAUCAUCGAAUUAAGAUUUCAAAUUUUAUUUUUUUUGAAUUGAUUUGGAUUUGUGACACACCCAACCAUAUCCAAAUCGAAAAAUCAUAGUUUCUAAAAUUAAAUUCGUAAAUCAAUUCUAAUCGUAUAAUUCAAAUUGCUUCGAAUCAGUUUGAAUAUUCGAGUUGAUUCGAUUUAUGGACAACCCUAUUUGUGACUAUGUCGGCAGUUUUUGUUUUCAGGUGUUAGAAGUGGAUGCACCCAUUGAUGGGUUGAUUAGUAACUUGUUUCAUUCAUGAACUAAGUUACAACUCCAUUAAAUAAUUCCCUAUAGUAAAAGAGGUAGAGUUUUGCGGUUCAUGAACAUGGUAAUUCCCUAGUUAAUGGAAGAAGAGUAAUGAAACUCUUCAAUAAAGGUGGGAGUUAAAGGCUACUUGGUUGUACUAUAGCAAGGAUGCUUUUGAGGUCAUUCUAAACACCACAAAAACAUUGAGAGAGUUUCCUUAGACAAAAUAGUUGCCGUGGAUAAUAUACAAGAUUAUGAUCUUGUAAGAAACCGCUAAGGCAAUUGAUGGUGAUAACACACAUUGAUCUUAGAGAAGAAGGAUCACUCUUAUUGGAAGGAGUAGAUGUCACUGGGUACCCCAUCUUCAAUGAUGAUAAGGCAGGUGCAGAAGGCUAUUGCAUUUGCACGAAAAGCUCACCAUGGGCAGCUGCGAAGAACUGGAGAGCCGUAUUUAACACAUUGUAUUCACACUGGAAAAAUUGUAGCUGUCUUGGUUCCAUCAACUGGGAAAAGGGCCAUUGAUACGGUUGUUGCUGGAAUUCUCCAUGAUGUGGUUGAUGAUACGGGUGAAAGUUUGGACACUAUAGAGAGAGAGUUUGACACUGAUGUUGCAAACUUGGUAGCAGGUGUUUCUAGGUUAAGUUUCAUAAAUCAGCUGUUAAGGAGGCAUCGCAGGUUAAAUGUGAAUCAAGCUGCACUUAGCCAUGAUGAGGCAAAUAACUUACGAGUGAUGCUACUGGGCAUGGUUGAUGAUCCACGUGUGGUGCUUAUCAAACUAGCAGACCGUCUUCACAACAUGAGAACCAUAUAUGCAUUACCUCCAGCCAAGGCUCAAGCUGUUGCUCAGGAGACACUGGCUAUUUGGUGUUCACUUGCUUCGAGAUUGGGGCUUUGGGCAUUAAAGGCUGAACUUGAAGAUCUAUGUUUUGCAGUGCUUCAGCCUCAAAUAUUUCUUCGCAUGCGAGCUGACCUAGCAUCCAUGUGGAGCCAUCCAAACAGGACAGGCAAUGCAAAAAAAAUUUAUGGCAAAUCCAGCUCCCGUUUGCACCAGAGAAUGAAAAGUGUGACUGCUGAGAAUGAAGAACCCUCAGAAACUGACGAGGAAAACAUAUGCAUGAAGGUUCUUUUGCAAGCUGUACUUCCUUUUGAUCUUUUACAAGAUAGAAAGAAGCGUAUUGACUUUUUCAACAAGCUUGUGGCAAAUUCAAAUUUGGAGACAACACCAAAGGUCGUUAGAGAUGCUGCCUUUGCCCUGGGAACUCUGGUAGUUUGCGAGGAGGCUUUGGAGCGUGAAUUAUUCAUUUCUACCUCAUAUGUGCCUGGGAUGGAGGUCACAUUAUCUGGACGCUUAAAAAGCUUGUUUAGUAUUUACAGUAAGAUGAAAAGGAAAGAAAUUGGCAUAAACAAAGUGUAUGAUGCCCGUGCAUUGAGGGUUAUUGUCGGAGAUAAGAAUGGGGCAUUACACAGCCAGGCAGUUCAGUGUUGCUAUAAUCUUCUCAACAUAGUGCACAGGCUCUGGUCCCCUAUUGAUGGAGAGUUUGAUGACUACAUUGUUAACCCAAAACCAAGUGGCUACCAGUCCCUACACACUGCAGUACAAGGUCCCGACAACUCACCUCUGGAAAUUCAAAUAAGAACCCAGAGGAUGCAUGAGUGUGCUGAGCAUGGACUUGCUGCACAUUGGCUUUAUAAAGAAACUGAAGAUAAGCUGCCCUUGGUGACCAGUGUAACUGGUUCUGGAACAACUACACCCUCGUUCUUCUCAACAGAUAUUGAAGAUCAAGGUUCUAUUGAAGAUGAUGGGUCACAUAAGUAUAGCUCGUUAAAAGUGGGAGAUCCUGUCCUAAGAGUGGAAGCAGGUCACCUGCUUGCUGCAGUUAUUGUGAGAGUGGACAAGGGUGCAAGAGAAUUGCUUGUUGCUGUAAGCUUUGGGCUAGCAGCUUCUGAGGCAGUAGCUGACAGAAGAUUUUCUUCCCAAACGAAAAGAUGGGAAGCUUAUGCAAGAUUAUAUAAGAAGGUAUCUGAUGAAUGGUGGUGCGAACCAGGACAUGGGGAUUGGUGCAAUUGCCUGGAAAAGUAUACACUUUGUCAAGAUGGUAUGUACCACAAGCAAGACCAGUUUGAGCGCCUGUUGCCCACUUUCAUCCAAAUCAUUGAAUUGACGGAGGAGGAAGAAAACAUUUACUGGGCUAUCAUGUCUGCUGUCUUUGAGGGGAAACCUGUUGCAUCUGUUACAUCUAACCCAAGUUUUGAGAAUAAGCUGGGCUAUAACUCUUCUAAUUCGACAUUAAGGGACUCUGGCAUCAACAGUAAGGUAUAUUUGCUUAGGACAAUGCUUCAAUGGGAGAAGCAGCUGCGCUCUGAAGCAAGUUUCCAACGAGGGGAGUAUGCUCCAAAACCCUACGAAGCUAGCUCCGGUUUGCUAGGCGAGGUGGUCAUUGUAUGCUGGCCUAAUGGUGAGAUAAUGCGCCUGAGCACUGGCAGCACCGCAGCUGAUGCUGCUAGGAGAGCAGGUUUGGAGGGGAAGUUGGUUUCAGUAAAUGGACAGCUGGUAGUUCCCAAUACAAAGUUAAAAGAUGGUGAUGUGGUUGAGAUCAGAACGUAGAUAUGCUUCGCUAUGCAGUCCACGCACUGUCUGUACAGCUUGUAUAUUCAUUGCAAUUCUGGGAAGGUGCUCACAACAUAUUCAAGUACCAUGUCCUGGAUCAGAGUAAUUCAGUGACCAGCUGCUAAGCAAAGUCCAUUUGUUGUUCAUAUUUAGGCCAAAUUGUACAUAUUGUCAACUUUCAGGCACAGAUGUAAACGACUCUCGUCACAGGGAGGCCGUUUUUAACGAGUAAUGCUCUUGUUACUAGAGAA